Ficedula albicollis (Collared flycatcher) is the source of this 675-nucleotide messenger RNA. RefSeq names its product endogenous retrovirus group K member 25 Pol protein-like. The annotation marks the transcript as partial. The record is from RefSeq and is a predicted model, not a curated record. The transcript has 2 exons. NCBI's taxonomy places the organism in Eukaryota, Metazoa, Chordata, Aves, Passeriformes, Muscicapidae. Gene Ontology annotation, molecular function: RNA stem-loop binding.
CAAGGCCUGCCCACCGUCGCUCUCAUAUGGAAGAUGGACGACCCUGUCUGGGUCCCUCAGUGGCCGCUAACUGCUGAAAAAAUACAGGCCUUGACUGAAUUAAUACAACAACAGUUGAAACAAGGACAUUUGCGACCGUCCUUUAGUCCCUGGAAUACACCGUGUUUUGUAAAGUACAUCCCAAAUACACCGGUUUCUGUAAUAAAAAAGAAGUCAGGAAAAUGGCGUUUUCUACAUGAUCUUCGCAGAGUCAACAAGGUCAUGAAAACUAUGGGAGCAUUGCAACCAGGGUUACCUUCACCUGCAGCACUUCCCAAAGAACAUCACUUAUUGAUUAUUGACAUCAAAGACUGCUUCUUUUCUAUACCUUUGGCAGAGAAAGACAAGGAACAGUUUGCAUUCUCAGUACCUGAAGUAAACAAUGCCGGACCUGUACAACGUUACGAGUGGACUGUGCUACCGCAGGGAAUGAAGAACUCACCUACCAUAUGUCAAUGGUAUGUCAACCAGGCUUUGCAGCCAUGGAAAAAGCGGCAUCCUUAUCACAUUGUGUAUCACUAUAUGGAUGACAUUUUAAUCUGCUCAAAGAAACCGUUGACAGAAAAUGAAGAAAAGGAUCUUUGCAAUGCUUUACAAAAGUAUGGGCUUUACAUCGCUCCUGAGAAAAUUCAAUGA